Microthlaspi erraticum is the source of this 1209-nucleotide messenger RNA. NCBI's taxonomy places the organism in Eukaryota, Viridiplantae, Streptophyta, Magnoliopsida, Brassicales, Brassicaceae. The record is from the annotation of a GenBank genome assembly.
AUGAUGAUGUUUCGUGCGAAGGGGUUAAUCAAGAUAACAAGAUUUCACAUGGGCCGUAGCUUUUCGAGCAGAUCCAACAAGAGAGUUUCCGAGGAAAUCGACCAGUUGGUAGAUAUGUAUAGCGAACGCAUUCCACUUGGCGUUAUUAGAGCUGACUUUGUGAGUGACAUUGCUCAGCUGGUUCCUCCAGUCCACCAUCUCCAAAUGAAAUUCCGGGAACUGAAAACAGGGGAGGAGGAGGAGAACAAGAAACUGGAGAAGAAGCUACAGCUGGUUCCUCCAGUCCACCAUCUCCAAAUGAAAUUCCGGGAACUGAAAACAGGGGAGGAGGAGGAGAACAAGAAACUGGAGAAGAAGCUAGAGAGUCUGAUGAGUUCUGGUGUGCGUCUUCUUAGGGUUGUCGCUUCAAGGGAACCAGUCUCUGUGGUGAGACUGUUUCUGCACCAUGGCCUGGUUGAUUUUAAGAAUCCAGGUGCCCAUAUUCGUUGCAUCAAAAAAGUUCAUUGCCUUGCUUUGAAGACUGGGAUGCUUGAAGAUGGCUGGAUGUUGUCUAGGCUCAUGUCGUUGUAUGCCCAAUCGUCUGCACAACAAAUGGAGCCAGAGGAGUUGGUAGAGAGACUCUUCCACCACCAUCAUGCUUCAAGAAGAGGAGACUGUAGGAGUUACAACUUACUGUUGAAGCUCAGAGGACAACAUGAUUUGUUGAAGGCUGAGAAGCUAUAUGCUGAAAUGCUGAAGAUCUUCCCUCCAAAUCCUCACACAUUCAGGAUUUUAAUGGAGGUCCAUAGCCAACACUGCCUACCAGAAAAAGUGGCAAAAAUCUUCAGUCAAAUGCAACAAAUUGGAGUUACAGCAGAAAGGGUUCACUAUGCAAUGGUAAUAGACGCUUUGGCAAGAAUCGGAACGCCACCUUACCUCCGAAAGGCUGUAAUAUUGAUCACAAGGACUCCAUUAGCGCAAGAACCUGCUUCGUUCAACAUCAUUCUCAGCCGUUGUGUGCCAAAGAUCUCCCCAACCUCUGCACUUUCUUCUCCAGAAGAAAGGGACCAGAUAUUAGCUGAUACUAAAGAAAAGAAGAAUAUUGCUGAACAGUUGGUCAAUGAGAUGCAUAAGAGGGGGUUUGUAUACUCGGUGAACGAAAAGACUUACUCGAGACUUCGCAAGGUAGGCUUAAAGUGGCCUACCACCGUGACCACCACCAAAGAAUGA